AUGCUGGGGCUUCGAUCAUGGCCUUGCUGCUCAUUUCUCCUCUUUUUGGUUCUGCUCUCUGCCAGCGUUCAGACUGUGUCCUUACCAGGACAGAGGCUACAGAUGCUCCUUUCACGACUGCUGCCCCUGGAGCCCGAGUCCACGCUGACCGAAGAGGACACGAAGGAGGGGUCCAGCUUCGGUCCUCAGCUGCUCUCCUCUACUCUCCCCUUCCACCCGUCAGGGGCUAGAGCUGCCCGUCCAUCCCUCUGGCGCAAGAACCUCGCCAGUCGCAAGUGGGCACUGCCUGGAGAUUGGGCCUGGAAGGCCAUGCCAAGGGGCUGCUUCGGGCUGAAACUGGACCGAAUCGGGACCUUCAGUGGUUUGGGGUGCUAGCUUUGGAGGGCCUCCGAGGUCCCUUCGGAUACUGGAUACUACUCCAUCCAAUUGGGCAAAGGCUGCAGCCGGGGCGGGUGGCUACCUGCCCUUCGUUAUCAGGUGAAAACAGCGCAUACCAUCCUCCGGAGCAGCAGCGAGCCCGGCAGC
This is a messenger RNA of Pyrgilauda ruficollis (rufous-necked snowfinch), 525 nucleotides long. Its product is annotated as C-type natriuretic peptide-like. Lineage: Eukaryota; Metazoa; Chordata; Aves; Passeriformes; Passeridae. The record is from RefSeq and is a predicted model, not a curated record. Gene Ontology annotation, molecular function: hormone receptor binding; hormone activity. Gene Ontology annotation, cellular component: extracellular region. The transcript is spliced from 3 exons. Bases 1 to 375 code for a protein of 124 amino acids.